UUCUUUGCUGGUAAAAGGAGUGCUUAAAUCCUUUGUUCUAGGGUUUGGGGCUCGAGGGGGGCCAAGCGCGUCGUGGAGUAGCGACGAGGUCAAGUAACGCCUCCAAGCGGUAUGAUCAUUCCCCUCACAGCUCGGAAUCCACGGAUUAUCUGAGCUACAUUGCGAUCGCUGUCGCGAGAGGCUGUGAUUUCGGGUAGAUCUUGGCGAGAAUGAAUCGAUUUCUCUCUAAAUCCAAGAGUAUGGAGACUGGUAGCAGGAGAUCGACGGAAAUUGGGCCCGGGUUGCCACCGCUGGAUGUGAACUUGUCCGAGAGCGCUCUCAAGGAAGCCGCGUAUGAAAUUAUCCUGGUAGCAUCGGGUUCCAUCGCCGCCAGGGCGCUGGUUUACACAGGGAUCAAGAAGAGCACGAGUUUGAACAAGCCUGCCGAGAAAUCAGCCACGGCUAUGGCUGCCAGUCGAAUGAAGAAAGCUCUGGGGCUUAGAUCUAAACGCGACAGUGACAGUCAAGGAAAAGCCAAGCAGCCGAUAGAGCGUCUGAGAAUUCAAUUAGGUGUAUCGGAGAAAGUGGAUGCCAGAGUGAGACGAGCACUGACGAGAGCUACAGCAGGACAGACUGGAAAGUCUCUCGUUGUUCCCGUGGAGCUUCUCCAGAACAUUGGCUCCACCGAUUUUUUUGAGAGCGAGGAAUACAACCAGUGGCGAAGUUCUCAGCUAGACGUUCUGGAGGCCGGUUUGCUUUGCCAUCCUAAGAUCGAUUUGGACAAACGUGAGCUUGGAGCGCAGCGCUUGAAGCAGGUGCUGUUUGAAGCCAGGCAAACUCCGUUUGAGACCGGUCGGAAUAGCGAACGCAUGCAAGCGUUGAGAAGCGCAGCUAUGGCCUUAGCAAGCAGGGGAGACGAUGGUAUCCAUUGGGCAGAUGGCUAUCCUUUCAACGUCCACCUUUACCAGGUGUUACUGCAGUGCUGCUUCGACACACAGGAUCCGAGUGCUGUCAUCGACGAGAUGGAUGAGUUGGUGGACUUGCUCAAAAAUGGCUGGAGUAUACUUGGCAUCGAUCAGAAAGUUCACAACAUCUGCUUCCUGUGGGUUUUGUUCCGACAGUUCUUCGUCACGGGCGAGACUGAGCUGGAACUUCUAGGUGCUGCUCAGACUCAGUUGAAUGAAGUUUCUAAGGAUGCCAAGAACGAACGGGAUGCCAUUUAUAUCCAGCUUCUGAGCUCGGCUUUGUCGGGGAUGCAACAGUCAGUUGAGAAGAGGCUCUUUUCGUACCACGACGCGUUUCCAGUUGGAGGUGCCGGACUCAUGGACAAGCUGAUCCCGUACGCCCUCGCUGCUGCUCAGAUCUUGCACGAGGACAUCUCUCAAGAGUAUCGCCGAAGACGGACGGAGCAAGUGAACGUGGCGGCCACCAGGAUUGAUGCCUACAUACGUUCCUCGGUUAGGAGUGCUUUCGCAAUGAUGAUGGAGCAAGUUGAUUCCAAGAGAAAGUUGGCCAAAACUCAGACUCCGGCGCUUGCUGUCCUUGCAAAAGAUACUAUGGAUCUUCUCCGAAAUGAGAAGGCAAAGUACAGUCCAAUCUUCAGUCAGUGGCAUCCCAAUCCUGGGGGUGUGGCAGCUGCGACUCUCCACGCGUGCUACCACAGGGAACUUAAACAGUACUUGACUGGACUCAAAAUUCUCACUCCCGAAUCCGUAGAGGUUCUGAAGUCGGCAGACCAGCUGGAGAAAGAGCUCGUUCAGGCCGUCGUCGAGGACGCGGUUGACUGUGACGACGGAGGAAAGGGCCUCAUUCGAGAAAUGCCUCCUUUUGAAGGUGAUUCCACUGUAGCGGCCUUGACAAAACAGUGGGUGCAAUCGAGCAUCGAACGCCUCGGGGAGUGGGCGGAAAGAAACAUGGCAAAAGAGGACUGGAAUCCAAAUGCAAUGCGUGAGCAUUAUGCGCCAUCAGUAGUGGAGCUGUUGCGGCUGAUCGAAGAGACCUUGGACGCUUUCUACGUGCUCCCCAUCUCGCCUCCAAAGGACGUUGUCCAGGACCUUGCUUCCGGGGUGGACCGAGUUUUGUAUCGAUAUGUUGCUCACGCCGUCUCCAACUGCGAAUCCAAGACAAAUCCCCGUUUGCCGCCUUUAACGCGAUGGAACAAAGAUCUCCAUGCAAAGAGCAGCUUAUCCUGGUUCAAAAAGGACAAAAGGAAGGGACAGGUAGAGCCCAGGAAUGGCGUCCAGCACGUCGACACGACCGAGCUGCAGCACCUCUGCGUUCGCAUAAAUACGCUGUAUCAUCUGGAGUCUGAGCUCGAGUUUAUGGACAAGCGCAUACGAGCCGGGUGGCAGGACAACAGCGUGAAGCGAGACUCCGAGCCACAAUCCAAAAAGCAGCCGGGCAAAUCUCCAGACGCCAGCGGCGAUCAGGCAAAGUUUGAAAGAGCACGGUCGAGCUGUAAAGAAGGCAUCCAGAAGCUGACCGAGGCCGGCGUCCACCGCGCCGUUUUCCAAGACAUGAGGGCGGUGCUGUGGGACGGACUGUACGCCGGGGGCGUGGCAAACGCUCGGGUGGACCAGGUGAUCCAUCAGCUGGAUGCGCAGCUGGAAGUCAUCGCGUCGACCGUUUCGGGGCGGCUCCGGAACAAGCUCGUGACGGCGCUCAUGAGGUGCUGCUUCGACGCAUUCUCGCUGGUGAUCCUUGGCGGCGGGCCGUCAAGAGCGUUCCAAGCCGCGGACGCGGCGAUGCUGGAGGAGGACCUGGCGGCGCUACGGGAGCUGUUCAAGGCCGACGGCGACGGGCUCCCGGCGGAGGUGGUGGACAGGUACUCGUCGUGCGCAGCGCAAGUUCUCCCGCUCUUCGCCAUGGAGACUGGCGAGCUCAUCGACAGGCUCAAGUCGCUCGACGGCGGCGGCAGAUCGAGGGGCUCCUCCUCCGCUCCCGUGCCGCCCAAUCCCAAGAGCUGGAGCCCAUCGGAUCCAAACACAGUGCUGCGAGUUCUCUGCCACCGCGCGGACGAGACGGCCUCCAAGUUCCUCAAGAAGGCGUACGGCCUUCCCAAGAGAGUGUGAUCUCCCGUACUAGCCCGAUUUUUUGUAUAUAGAGGAUAUUCUUUAGAAUGUUGCUUGACGGACUAAGCUUUAACGCUGGCGGUAUAUUCUGCGCGGCUUUUUCGCGCCGUAUAUACCCCGUAUAUGCCCUAGCUCUCGUCGCUCUCCGUGUUGCGUGUCCGAUCGUUUUCUUAUUUCUUCGCUCCCCGGUCUUCGCUGCGCCUUCCUUUGUGUGUCGGCUAUUUUCCAGGGAGGGUUAGAUCUGGAUUGUCAAUCCCUCGCCGCGGCACUGUAGAAAUCUACGAUCCACGGCGCGCUAGAAAUUCUAAUCUUCGCUAGAGCGAGCUUAUUGAUUGGCUGGUUGCUUGAUUCGAGCGUUCUUACGCGAUCUUUUCGAUUCUUUCUUGCUCGGGGGAAUGGCGGAGGAUCCCAAAUAUGCCUAUCCCGCGCAGCCGGCGUAUGGCUAUCCCCCCCAACAAGGGUAUCCGCCACAGGGCUAUCCCCCGCAAGGCUACCCGAAUCAAGCGCAGGGAGGAUACUACCAGCAGCCACCGCCAGUAGUUCCACCGCCGCAGUAUCAACAACAAGCUCCUCCGCGCAAGAACAACAGCAAUUUCUUGACUGGAUGCUUGGCCGCGAUGUGCUGCUGCUGCCUCUUGGAUGACUGCUGUUGCGACCCCACUCUCUUGAUCAUCGACUGAGAAGAAGUCGAAGAUGAAAUAACGCGAGAUGCGAUCCAUCCAUCUAUCCGUGUGUAAUUUAUUUAGAAAUUUAUCAAAUCAAAAUUUUAGGGUUCUUGGGCAAA
Selaginella moellendorffii is the source of this 3834-nucleotide messenger RNA. RefSeq lists its product as uncharacterized. Lineage: Eukaryota; Viridiplantae; Streptophyta; Lycopodiopsida; Selaginellales; Selaginellaceae. The transcript has 7 exons. The coding region runs from base 210 to 3050 and encodes 946 amino acids. The record is from RefSeq and is a predicted model, not a curated record.